AAACGUUUAUAAAUAAAUGUAACAUGAAAUGAUCGUGUGAAUGUAGUUAAAAUAUUUUGUGAACAUUGUGAUCAAAUAAUUGGAUAUGGCAUCACUAGUCCCGAAUUUCCUUUUCUCCGACGCACCACCCAAUAAAGCUAUCACUUCUGCUUUCCUUCCCCGCCCCAAAGCUCCACUCACGCAUCCUUCCCCACCCCCACUAACCCUCCCAUCCCCUCCCAUCCUUUCGCAGUAAACUACUAUGAAGUGCUUGCUAUGGUUACCCUUGUUUCCAUCUCUCAUUCUAAUGCCCCUCCUUUUCGCAUCACCCAAUUCAGAACCUGUCCAAUCUUUCCAUCCAAACUCAUCCCCGCCGGCCACCACCAUCCCCGCAUUCCCUGAACAAUCAGACGCCACCGGAUGCCCUUUAGACCUCCCCAACGACCUCUUCACAAGUGUCAAAUCUGCCUGUACUGGGAAACAUGUCUCGGGUAAGCUUAGACGGUCAAGGUGCUGCCCAGUCCUCGCGGCGUGGCUCUACUCUGCCUACUCUGCAACCGCACUGAGCAAAGCUGUCAAAGAACCACUCCAAACGGCGUCGUACUAUGAUCUCCCUCUCCUUCCUAACGACUCGGAAACGUGCAUCGAUAACCUUGAAAAUGGACUGAAGAGCAAAGGGAUAGAAUUGAUGAGGUCGAACGAAUCGUGCGACGUUGUCUACUGUGAAUGCGGCAUCAGAUUGCAUCCUUUGAGCUGUACGGAAGCGUUUUCGGUUAAUCCAAGGGGAGAGUUGGUUGGCAAUCACAACGUAAAGAUGUUAGAGAAGGAUUGCUUGAAUAAUCCGGCCGUUAAUGGAUUCUCUGGUCUCGAUGGCUGCUCCAGAUGCUUGAAAACCCUUCUCCUGCUUAACAAGAGUAAUCACGUAAAUGGAAGCAAAUCAGAGGAGAGAACAAGUAAAAUACACAAUGAAGAUUGUGAGGUGAUGGGUUUAACGUGGCUUCUUGCUAAGAACAGUUCCUGA
Molecule: messenger RNA, 1000 nt
Organism: Lactuca saligna
Lineage: Eukaryota; Viridiplantae; Streptophyta; Magnoliopsida; Asterales; Asteraceae
Source: the annotation of a GenBank genome assembly